Opisthorchis viverrini is the source of this 204-nucleotide messenger RNA. RefSeq lists its product as hypothetical. The record is from RefSeq and is a predicted model, not a curated record. NCBI's taxonomy places the organism in Eukaryota, Metazoa, Platyhelminthes, Trematoda, Opisthorchiida, Opisthorchiidae. The coding region runs from base 1 to 204 and encodes 67 amino acids. The transcript is spliced from 2 exons.
AUGCAGAGCAUUCAUUUGCAUAGGGACAUCCUAGACGAGAGAUUCAGCUGGGUUCCAGCUUGGUGGUUAAGGCGCCGGGGUAACCAGGGGUCACGUGGUUUGAACCCAACUCGGGCAUCUCAUCUGCUCUUUUCUGGACUUGGUCAACCUAGUAGUAUCGCAUAUCUUGUGUCUCCUUCGGAUGGCAUGGCAGCUAGACACUAA